AUUAUUAACAUACAUUCGGGUAUAACAUGUCACGAGAUCCAAUCCUAGUGUGUUUAAAAUUUCACAUAUUCACUGUGUAGGAAACGGUUCAUUAUUCUUUUGUGUCUGAAGAUUAACCUACUUAAAUAUCGUUCUAGAUUUACAAUAUUAUAAAAAUAGUACAUUUAUCAAGGGAUCUGGAGAUAAAAAUAGCCUAAGAUGGCGGAGGUUGAUCCAGAAACGUUGCUGGAGUGGUUGCUGACGGGGCAGGGGGAUGAGAGGGAUAUGCAGCUCAUUGCCCUGGAGCAGCUAUGUAUGUUGUUGCUCAUGUCAGAUAAUGUGGACAGAUGCUUUGAAAGUUGUCCACCAAGAACAUUUUUACCGGCAUUGUGCAAAAUAUUCCUCGAUGAGUAUGCACCUGAUAAUGUUUUGGAAGUCACAGCUAGAGCAAUCACUUACUACCUGGAUGUGUCAGCUGAAUGCACUCGCAGAAUUGUGGCCAUUGAAGGCGCUGUGAAGGCUAUUUGCAGCAGACUGCUCACAGUCGACCCUAACAAUAGAACAAGUCGGGAUCUUGCCGAACAGUGUAUCAAGGUGUUGGAAUUGGUGUGCACCCGUGAGCCUGGUGCAGUGUGGGAAGGUGGUGGUUUGCCAGCCGUUUUACAUUUUAUUACCCACUAUGGCACUUCAGUGCACAAAGAUACUCUCCAUUCAGCUAUGGCUGUUGUAUCCAGGGUUUGUGGUAAGAUGGAACCAGGAGACGCUAGAGUGGGAGACGCGGUAUCGUCGCUAUCAUCUCUGUUACAGCACAGUGACACUCGCGUAGCGGACGCAGCGUUGCGUUGUUUCGCUUCGCUCGCCGAUCGGUUCGCUAGGGCUCAUGCUGAUCCUGCUCCUCUUGCUGAACAUGGACUGAUUGAAGAGCUGGUGCAUCGCCUUGGAAGCACUGAGAAUAGUGAUGAUAAAUGUUCAGUGCCCUCAGUAUCAACUACAGUGAGUCUGCUAACAACCUUAUGCCGUGGUUCCGAACAGAUAACUCACGAUUUAGUUCGUUUAGAUCUUUGUUCCGCAAUAGAAGCGGCAGUGCAAUCAGAUGAGCGUUGGAGUUUGGAGUGUAUGCGCUUAGUUGAUCUGUUGCUUGUGCUGCUGUGUGAAGGGCGACAGGCUAUACAAACUGGAUUAAACAGAAAUGGAGCUGCAUCAACAAGCAGCAGUGCAUCUGCAGUUGGCUCGUCAAAUGUGACCGCGAGUGGAGAGGGCUCAGUACGCGAUAAGUCACAUAGACAACUCAUUGAUUGUAUUAGAGGAAAAGACACAGAUGCAUUGAUGUCCGCAGUUAAUAGUGGCGCGGUUGAUGUCAAUUUCACAGAUGACGUAGGCCAGACAUUACUGAAUUGGGCCGCUGCGUUCGGAACUAGAGAAAUGGUUGAGUUCUUAUGUGAAAAAGGUGCUGAUGUAAAUCGCGGACAACGCAGUUCAUCUUUGCACUAUGCAGCUUGUUUUGGUAGGCCUGCAAUCGCCAAAGUUCUAUUACGAUAUGGUGCCAAUGCCGAUCUAAGAGACGAAGACGGUAAAACCCCACUUGAUAAAGCAAGAGAAAGGCACGAUCAAGGUAAACGGACCGGUCAUAGAGAAGUCGCUGCUAUAUUGCAGUGUCCCGGAGAAUGGCUUGUAGUCAGUAACCAGGAUUCACCAUCGUCAUCUAAUGACGAAGAUUUUCCCGAAACAGGGGAUAAGGAGAUGGCUUCGCUCUAUUUAGAGCGAUUGGUACCAGUGUUCUGCUCCCGCUACAUAGCAGCUGGCGGGGCGGGGGUAAAACGCGCGUGCCUCUCGCUGGUCCGCAAGAUGGUGCACUAUGCGCCCGCGCAUCGCCUGCGCACUAUCUCCUGCCCGCGCACCGCCUCGCUACUCACCCGUCUUAUUGCACAAGUGCUUGAUACCCAGGAUGAUCCGACGAUGUGUCGCCGGGCGCAGUCCCGGUAUCUGCGCAGUCGCUAUAUUCGCCCGCCCGUGGAUGAUGACGACGGCCAUUUAACUGUUUUGGGCAUUGCCGAAGAGCUGAUGGUGAAAGCUACAGAUAUCUAUUUGGAGCAGUUUGCGCGACUCGGCGUUUUCAGUAAAGUGGAGGCGUUAGCCGCUUCCCACCCUGCACCUGUUGUUGAAACUGCUACUGUGAUUGGUGCAGCAGCAGGCGAAUCUCGCGGCGAAGACGCGUCAUCCCUAGCCAGCGGUACCGCAUAUUCUUGGGGCGAGUGGUCGCUGUGCCGCGGCCGAGACGCGCUGUACGUGUGGAGCGACGCGGCCGCGCUCGAGCUCAGCACCGGCUCGAAUGGCUGGUUCCGCUUCUUGCUCGAUGGGAAGCUCGCCACUAUGUACUCGAGCGGCAGCCCUGAGCACCAGACGGAUAAUACUGAAAAUCGUGGUGAAUUCAUUGAUAAACUUCAGAGGGCGAGAGCGUCUGUGAAAAAUUCCGUUCCCCAGCCUAUCCUUUCAAAGCCAAGCAGUACAAAGUUAAUACUUGGAAACUGGGUUUUGUCGUGUAAAAAGGAGAAAGAACUUCACAUUCACAAUACGGAUGGCCAACAGCAAACAACUAUACUUCGUGAAGACCUACCCGGUUUUAUAUUUGAGUCAAACAGGGGAACCAAACACUCAUUUACAGCUGAAACAUUUUUGGGUCCCGACUUAGCUAGUGGCUGGGCAGAUCGUCGUCCAACAACUACUAGCAAUGGAAAUGUAACACAAGGGCGAAGUCGAUUGUCUGCCAAAACGGAAGCUCAAAAAGCACAGGUGGGUGAACGAGCUCGAGCUUUAUACUCGCGUCACUUGGCAAGCGCUGCUUGUCGCCAACCACGUCCGCCUGUGGCGAGACUUCGUGCAUUAUUGGCUGUUUUACACCGAGUCUCUGCUGAAGCUACUGAUGACUGGAAGAAAGAGCUGAGAGACACUUUAAAUCAACUCAAUGAGCUGUUGUGUGGGGAAGAAUUAUUGUCGGCCUAUGAACUACAAUCUUCCGGAUUGGCGCCUGCACUGUUUCAAGUGCUUUCACCUCAGCCAAAUGAUGCCCCUGGCCAGUUGUUAGAGCGAGAGCGCAUCAUUCGCGAGUGGCUCAUGGAAGGCGACACGGGUGCAACAGUGGCCUCUAGGCUUGUGGCUGUGCUGGAAAGUGUGGAACGUCUUCCAGUACUUGCACCAGCACCUGAUGCACCGCCCACACAUCCAGCGGCGCUGCAUCAUCUCACUAAGAGAAUACGUUUACGAGUUGAACGUGCAAGCGAUGAAACUUCUGACGAUUCCUCAUCAAGUAGUACCAGUCGUAAUCUAAGAGUGGAAGCAUUAACUACAAUUCGCCAAUUGGAAAAAUUCCUCGCCAAGUCCGUAGCACGCCAGUGGUAUGAUAUGGAGCGGCCUACAUACAAUUUUGUUCAAAAGAUUAAAGCAGAAGCUCCGAUCACAUUCUCGUAUGAUCAUGACUUUGAUGAAAACGGCGUGAUUUAUUUCAUCGGAACCAACGCAGGCACAUGCGAAUGGGUUAAUCCAGGAGCACAUGGUCUCGUCAGUGUUUGGUCUUCAGAUGGCAGACAGUUACCGUACGGUCGGGCUGAAGAUGUUCUAUCACGAUCUCCAGAACCGUUGAAUGUGCAUACUAAUGACGAUAGACGCGCCUUCAUUGCUAUUGACUUGGGACUUAAUAUUGUACCCUCUGCAUAUACGUUGCGUCACGCACGCGGAUAUGGACGAUCGGCACUUAGGAAUUGGCUGUUCCAGAUGUCGACGGACGGCGUCACGUGGAGCACGCUAGUGUCCCACACGGACGAGCAAGCGCUACAGGAGCCGGGCAGCACGGCCACGUGGCGGGUGCGCGCAGACUCGCCCUACCGCUACCUGCGCGUGCAGCAGAACGGCAAGAACGCGUCCGGGCAGAGCCAUUACUUGUCGCUGUCUGGCUUUGAAAUAUAUGGCAAGGUGGUGAGCGUAGUAGACACAGCUCCCCGUCAAGUGGGCGCCCCCACGCCAGCAGCGGGCGUGCCGGCGGGCAGCGGCGGCGCGACGGGCGGGCGCACGCGGCGGUUCAGCCGCAACCCGCGCGCGGUGUGCGCGGGCGCGAGGGUCGUGCGCGGCCCCGACUGGAAGUGGAGGGACCAGGAUGGCGCGCAGCAACCCGCUAUGGGCACGAUUACGUCGGACCUGCAUAAUGGAUGGGUGGAUGUUAAAUGGGAUCAUGGAGGUCGCAAUUCCUAUCGCAUGGGUGCUGAGGGAAAAUUUGACUUGAAACUAAUUGGAGUUUUCGAGUCGCAACGUUCACGUAAGAGCCAUUCCACACCAAGCCUGCCGGAUGCUACCAACGACAAUCAGGUGUCCGUAGCAUCAACGGAACAAGCUUCAUCAGCGGAUAACAUUUCUGGCGAGGAGAUGGCCAGCAACAUGACGCGGCCGCGCAUGCACACCGCAGACCUCUCCGCUAUUAACAACUCUACGCAUCAUAUUAAUACAGAUCUUGCAACAAUCGUAGAAUCAUUGACCCUUGGAGCUGAAGGAAAUAACUGUAUGGCAGAUUUGGCCAACACGUCAUUUACCAACAUGGAAAUGGGGCCUACAAGCAUUACAGAUAUAACCAAACCAUACCCUGCCAAAGAACCUGUGCCCGAAUCUAAUAGUCAAGAGGAGGAGCGCCGGCGCCGCAGCUCGGGGGAGGCGCAGCGCAACAGUGCCAAUGCGCUGCUCUCCGGCGAGCUGCUGGCCCUGCCCGCCUCGCUGUUGCACACGCUGCGCAAUAACGCUAACCGACUGCACAUACAGUGUGAAGAUAACGACAACGGCGAGGGUCAAUUUAAUGAGCACAAGAAUGAUGGACAAACCGGCAGCGGCGCUAUGAGCGCAAGCGAACCUGAUUUGACACAACAGGGUGCUGCAAGGCUUCUGGAGUCGUUAGGUGUGGGCCGUAUAACGAGUGGCUCACGAAACAGUACCAACCAACAACGCUCCAACCGCGGCAAUCACCCUAAUUCCUUGUUCCCUAGUCUCGUUCGUCUGGCACUUUCGAGUAAUUUCCCCGGUGGGCUUCUAUCGGCCGCGCAAAGUUACCCAUCAUUGGCGCCAAACGCACAGAACGCAUUGACACUCUCACUCACAUCUACGUCAAGUGAAAGUGAACAGGUGUCACUGGAAGACUUUCUGGAAUCAUGUCGUGCUCCAGCGCUGCUCACAGAACUGGAAGACGAUGACGAGGGAGAUGACGCGCUGGAUAGUGACAAAGAAAACGAACCCACUUAUCAUGAGGUAUGGGCGCAGGUGUCGCGCAACCUGCUGUCGCUGAUGGAGGAGGAGGCGCUGGAGGCGGUGGCGGCGCGCGGCGCGUGGCGGCCGGCCGCGGGGCAGGCCACGGGGGCCCGCAAGCCAUGGGACGACGACUUCGUGCUCAAGCGCCAGUUCUCCGCGCUCAUACCGGCCUUCGACCCGCGCCCCGGACGCACCAACCUCAACCAGACUGUUGAUCUAGAUAUUCCGUUAAACGAUGAUUCCGACGUGGAAGAAGCGGCGGAGCCCACAGCGAGCGGUAGCGACGCGACUCUAACAGAGAAUACUAGCACUACGAGCACAACGCGCUUGCCGUCUUUGAAGCUCGUGUUGAACUCGGGCGGAGUUUCGUUACCUUUGGAUAAGCCGUCUUGGACGCUCUACCGCGCCGUGUUGGCUCUAAAUGCUAAACUACCUUCGCACGAUUCGCACAGAGAUACGACGUAUACGUUAACAUACAAGGAGAUAGAGGGCGGAGAUGCAUUUGCAGUCUCGAGCGAUAGUGAAGAAGAUGAACCUGGUGAUCCUGCGGAGCGCGGCGUGGCGGGCGCGGAGGGCGAGUGGGCGAGCAUGGCGACGUGCUGCGUGCGCGUGCUGCGGCGGCUGCGCGGCGCCGUGCCCGCGCUGCCGCCCGACGCGCUGCUCUCCACCAAGCUCACCAACAAGCUGCACCACCAGCUGCAGGAGCCGCUCACGCUCGCUGCCGCCGCUACGCCCAGAUGGUGCCAACAGCUAAACGACUGGUGUCCGUUUUUAUUCCCGCUGGAGACGAGGCAAAUGUUCUUUGCGUGUACCGCUUUUGGAACAUCUAGGACGAUAGUAUGGCUUCAAGCACAACGGGAUCGUGCACUAGACAGACAAAGAGCGGGUAACACAGUAUCUCCACGUCGGGCGGAACUGGAGGCAUCUGAGUUCCGUAUGGGAAGACUGAGGCAUGAGCGAGUUAGGAUACCUAGAAAUCCUAAUCUACUGCGAUCUGCCAUGCAGGUGAUGCGCGUGCACGCGGGCCGGAAAUCAGUGCUGGAGGUUGAGUUUGCGGGUGAAGAGGGCACCGGGCUCGGUCCAACGCUCGAGUUUUACGCGCUUGUGGCUGCUGAGCUGCAGCGCGCUGACCUCAACAUGUGGCUCAACGACGCGCAUCUACACGACGCGGAAGCCGCGCCCCACCACCUCACAUUGCCCGGCGAAAAACCUGUCGGGUUCUACGUAACACGCGCGGGCGGCUUGUUCCCCGCGCCCCUCCCUCAAGACUCUGCUAUCUGUGAUAAAGUUUGCAAAUAUUUCUGGUUCCUUGGAGUAUUUUUAGCUAAGGUUUUACAAGACGGGCGGCUAGUCGAUUUACCUUUAUCUGAGCCUUUCUUAAGAAUCAUGUGCGGCGAGGAGCUAACGACUGAACAUUUGCUAGAAGUUGAUCCAAUUAGACAUAGGUUCCUAACGAGCGUUCUAAACGCCGCGGGCGAGUACGACUCGAUACAGCGCGACGCUUCGCUGGACGACGCGGAGCGGGCGAAGCGUGCGCGCGGUCUGCUAGUCGAGGGCGCUACAUUCGAAGAGCUCUCGAUCACUAUGACGCACGUGGCGUCCAACGCGGAUCCCGAAGUGGCUCUGCAACCGUUGUGCGAUGGUGGUGAUCAGAUUGAGGUGGGAGCGCACAACGCGCGCGAGUACGCAACCGCAAGCGCGCUGUGGAUGGUGCAGACGGGCGUGCGGCGACAAACCGCGGCGUUCCGGCGCGGCUUCGGCGCGGUGUUCCCGCCGCGCCGCCUGCGCGCCUUCUCGCCGCCCGAGCUGCGUCUGCUCGUGUGCGGCGAGCGCGGGCCCGUGUGGACCAGGGACCACCUGCUGCAGUACACGGAGCCCAAGCUCGGCUAUACUAGGGAUAGUCCCGGCUUCCUGCGUCUCGUUGACGUGUUGGUGGAGAUGUCGUGGCGCGAGCGCAAGGCGUUCCUGCAGUUCGCGACGGGCUGCAGCAGUCUGCCGCCCGGCGGGCUUGCCAACUUGCAUCCGAGGCUCACUGUUGUUCGAAAGGUGGACGCGGGCGACGGUUCGUACCCAUCGGUGAACACGUGCGUGCACUACCUCAAGCUGCCCGAGUACUCGUGCAAGGAGGUGCUGCGCGAGAGACUGCUCGCCGCGACCAACGAGCGCGGCUUCCACCUCAACUAGACGCAUAUGCUUACUGGGAAUGUGGGACUGAUGAAAAUUAUAGAAAAUUUAAUUAUAUGUUUUUGUAUCGGUUUGCUUAUUGGAAGGCGUUAAUGAGUGUAUUAGAAAAGUAUAAUGAUGAGAUGACGUGAUGUGUGUUCUAAAGUAUUGUAAGAUGAGGUUAAAAUAUAAUUUCAAUUAAUAAUUUUGUCUUAGGGUUAAUGAAAACUUCACUAGGUUAUUUCGCGAAUUUUCUGUGAAUCUUACAAAUAAUAAUCAGUACAAUUUGGAAAUAGUCCCAUGUUCACAGUGACCCCAAAGCACCCUAUACUAGUGCAUUACACGAAAACGCUUCAUAUUGUCACGUGUUUAAAGUUCAUUUUCGUAUUGGUACUUAGAGAUAUGGCAAGGUAUUUUACUGUUUACCUAUUAGGCUGUAAUUUAACAAAUAUAAUAAUCGAGUAACACUUUUUGUCUACUCGUUCUAUUGUAAUGGUAUAAUUAUGUAUGUUUGACUUAGGCACAAAUAUUUCACGUUUUAAUCAAAUUAUUUUUUUGUUUAAUAUUUUACUUACCUAUUGAAAGAUAAUACUUGAUAGAAUGUAUACUUGUUGCUAAUUAGAAUUCAGUGUAAGAUACAAUUUUCAAUUUAAAAAUAAACGUUUUUAAAAUUUAUUCUACAUACUUCAAUUGUGUUGAUUUGGUAACCUUAUUAACCAAUAUAUGGUAUUUUAUUAAUAAUUAAUAUUCAAGUAUGAGCUGAUUUUUCAAUCGUUGGUUAAAACUUAUUCAUCGAAUAACGUAUUAAACUGCCAUUUCAAAAUUGUGUUCUAAUUGUCCGUAUUUGACAGUUUACAGGUGACAUUUUAAAAUGUUCGUGUGAUACUUUAUUGGACGGAUAAAUUUUAACCAAGGAUUGAAAAAUCGGCCCUAAAUAUUAAAGAAAGAUUGCUCACUCCCGUUUAUAAGACCGACUUGGAAUUGAAAAUGCCGUUUUUAAAAAUAUCCUUGAAAAAAAGCGUUUUCGUAAAAUGCAAAUAUAAUUCUGAUUGAACGCCUCUUCACGUUACCUUACAAGUGCACGUUCACCAGCAUACACGUUGACUUUAAAUGUAUUAUAUUAUAUCCUAUUUACCUUUUAAUAUACUUUCUUUCAUAAUAACUUGCAUGAAAGGAACUAACAUUUUUAUAUAAUAUAACCUUGUGAUGAUUUCGAACAUGUUCUCAAAGAAAUGGAUUUUCUCAAUUAAUUUUUCAACAAAUUAAUGAAUUAAUAUUAAUUGAUAUCGUACAGACUCUUAUAUGAAACUCAUGUUCGCAUUAAAGCACCUUAUAGCAUAAAAAUCUAUGUGAAAAAAAAAAUAAUACAAAUAGAUAUAACUUAAUAUAGAUUUUUCUUUUAAGUAAUAAUAUCUUGUUUCGGGAGAAACGCUUCUACAUUACAUUUAAAAUUUUUGACUUUCAAAGCGUUAUUGUUGCCUUACUGUACUAGGUGAUAACGAUGUGUAUUUUUCUAAAAUAAUGUUUGUCGUGAGGCUAUUGUAAGAUCUCAGAUUAACUGCAUAAUAUAUCUUAUGUCGCAUUCAAUUUGUAUAAUUAUAUAAUUGGCGUUCUAUUUUAUAAUAUAACAUAUAGGUUAAGCUUUCAAUUAAUGUGUCGGUUAUUGUUUAUAUAUAAUGAGAUUUAUACUAAAAUUUAAAAAAAUCUGAGUUCUUUAUAUAUUUUUGUUUUAAUUAAUACUUACCUAAAAUUUUGUCUGAUUUUUUAAUCACAUAUAAGUUUAUUCGGUUUAAUAACGAAGCUACAUGUAGGUUAUAUUAACACAUAAUAUGGUACUAAUAUUUGCGAAACACUUUAAAAAUAAAUAGCGAAACGUGUAAUUAAAUCGGAAGAGUCAAUCCAGAUUUUCAUUUAUUCUGUGUGAGAUAAACACACGAAGUCCAUUAAAUUAUUUUCGAAUACAAGGAUGCAUUAACUCCUGAGGACUGACAAACAUGUAUUAAAUUGUAAUUUCAAGUGUUUAACACUUACAGAUUGUGGGGAACGAUAAGUAGCCUAUUAUUCCUUUAGUUAAUUGAUUUUUUCAACUAAAAGUUGUUCAUGUGAUUUGUUAAAUAAAUAUAUGAAAUAAAGUAUAUUUAGUUUAAAAUUUAUGUUAAGUGUUUAGUGGUAUUAACAUUUUAGAAUUUUGUAGAAUGUACUCUGCUAUUUGUUGUUGAGGAUUAUAUCAAUAAAAUAAGUAAAAAUUA
Colias croceus (clouded yellow) is the source of this 9671-nucleotide messenger RNA. It is a transcript of the gene Ufd4, whose product is annotated as E3 ubiquitin-protein ligase Ufd4. Gene Ontology annotation, molecular function: ubiquitin protein ligase activity; protein binding; metal ion binding. The coding region runs from base 199 to 7443 and encodes 2414 amino acids. Gene Ontology annotation, biological process: anatomical structure development; proteasome-mediated ubiquitin-dependent protein catabolic process; protein K63-linked ubiquitination. The record is from RefSeq and is a predicted model, not a curated record. Gene Ontology annotation, cellular component: nuclear speck. The transcript has 47 exons. Lineage: Eukaryota; Metazoa; Arthropoda; Insecta; Lepidoptera; Pieridae.